Molecule: messenger RNA, 255 nt
Organism: Alternaria arborescens
Lineage: Eukaryota; Fungi; Ascomycota; Dothideomycetes; Pleosporales; Pleosporaceae
Exons: 2
Coding region: 1-255 (84 amino acids)
Source: RefSeq, a predicted model, not a curated record
AUGGUUUUCUAUCCUACUCCUAAGUUUAUUUCGAAAACCGUCGUUAAGAAGGCCGAUCCUUACGAGUGGAGCGAGCGCGACAAGCGCGUGUUGGAGGUGGCUACCACGCCGACUUGCCUGCGCUGCGCACAGAACGUAGCGACUGGCAAAAAACUUUGUAAAAAGCUAGAACAGAAGCGCUGUGGCUAUUGUGUUAAGGGCAAUUGUAGCGGUUGCUCCCUUGUUCCUAGGGAUAUAGUUAGCAAGCUCAACUAG